Stylonychia lemnae is the source of this 1146-nucleotide messenger RNA. Lineage: Eukaryota; Ciliophora; Spirotrichea; Sporadotrichida; Oxytrichidae. The record is from the annotation of a GenBank genome assembly.
AUGCUUGACUAAAGCGUUAAAGAUAUCCUUGCUGAAAACUAAAAAGCAAUUGAAUCAAAUCAAAACUAAAUAUCAGAGGAUAAUUUUCAUUAUAAUGACUACCACUUAAUAUAGGAAAAUCAAAGGUUAAUUGAAGAGAAUAAAUUCAAUCAAAAUAAUUAAGGAUAGGUCAAUAAUUUUAACUAACCCCAAAAUAUACUGAAGAAAAAAAUAUCGUUUGAACUUACCCCACCUUAACAUGAUGUGCUACAGGUGUUUUAUAAGCAUUAUCAAGGUAAUGCAAGAUCAAUUGAAGGUCUAAAGAAAUUUAUGAUUAUAUACUUCAGAUUAGGCGAAGAAUAAUUAAAAGGAGAUUGGCCUAAUGAUGUGAUUGUUUACUUUAGAGAAAGAGCUCCGUUUUAUCAUUCUGAUCUAACAACAUUCGCAAUAGUUUAUUUGGUAUUUGGUAAGAAAGUCAAAAAUACGUGCUCUUUGAGUUCUAUUGGAUAGGCACUCUUGUGCGAAGCAUCAGGUCAUUUCGAUGUGCAAAUUAAGCAAAAAAUGGCUAAAUUUAGAGUUCCUAAUUGUCAUAUAUUCAAUGAUGUCUCUUAAGAUCUUUGGACAAGAGAAUUAGUAAACAUGUUUUGCUUUGAAAAUUGGUAGGACUACGAUGAUAAUUAAUUGGAUUCCGUAAAAGAUGAUCGGCUUAAUUAAAAUAAGGUUAAAGAUGGUUUAAUAGACAUUCUUUAAAAGACUAAAUAACUGCCAGACGAAUCAUUAGUUGAUUAUCUAGAUAGAGUUUAGUAGGAGUAUAAUGAUCGUUAAAUUGAAGUAAAUUUGCCAGAAAGACUUUACAGAGCAUGCAACUCAGACCCUGAAAUACAAAAUUAUCAAAUUGAUCUUCAUUACCAGUUUUACCUAGACGCAAAAUAUUUGUUUUAAAAAUACUACAGGAAAAUACUCUUAAAGCUAGAGAAAAAUGAACUACUAAGUAAUGCAUCAUAAGGCUUUUUUAUAGUUAAAGUCAUAUGUGGAUAUGGCCACGGGAGAUCAAAGAAUAGCAAGGAUGGUCUUAAAGAAAAAUUCUAUGAAUACUUGAAGGACAAUCUCUAUGAUUUCGCGUAUCUAACAGAGCAUGGCUCUUUCCUUAUAAGAGCUUAGUAUUGA